Molecule: messenger RNA, 2552 nt
Organism: Odocoileus virginianus texanus
Lineage: Eukaryota; Metazoa; Chordata; Mammalia; Artiodactyla; Cervidae
Source: RefSeq, a predicted model, not a curated record
UCACCCCAGAGUCCCGUGCUUUUAUGCUCUCAGAUAAUUGGAGCCUGAAUUACACUUCUCCUUUGCUGGGGCCCUCACUUCCGUUUGCAGUACUGACCACUGUCACCCCGGUCUCCUCGCGUCUCCCUCACUACCCCGAACCCUCUUCACUCGCAGCUUCCAGACUCACCCUUUCAGGACCCUAUGCCCCCCAAAUUCCUCAGAGCCCUGUGUCUCCCUCCAGUACACUCUCGCAUCCUCUCCUCCCUGGGGCCGCAUGCCCCCCUCCCCUCCCCUCUGUUGCCUGCACCCCGCCACAUCUCUUGGUAGCCAUAAUCUCUUCUGUGUUUUGUUUCCCCAUCCUUGCUCUGCGUUCGUCUCCUGCUUCUGUGUCUUUUAACAGUAUUUUGGGCUUCUUCUUUCCUGGCAGAGUCCACCUGCAAAGAAUCACAUCAAGCAACUACCUCCAUUGCCAGCCUGCUGCCCAACUGGGGAAGGAUCUCAUAGACUUGGCCACUUUUAGGCCUCACCCAACGGCCAGUGGACACCGCCCAGAGGAAGCAGAAGAAGAGGAGGUUGUGAUUGGGUGGCAAGAGAAGCUCUUCAGCCAGUUUGAAGUAGAUCUGUACCAAAAUGAAGCAGCCUGUCAGAGCCCUUUGGAUCAUCAGUACCGUCAAGAGAUUCUGAAGCUGGAAGAUUCAGGUGGCAGGAAGAACCGACGGAUCUUUACCUACACUGACUCUGAUAGAUACACCAAUUUGGAGGAGCACUGUCAGAAAAUGACCACCGCAGCCAGCGAAAUGCCAUCCUUCUUGGUCGAGCGAAUGGCAAAUGUCAGGCGGCGACGGCAGGACAAGCGAGGGAUGGAGGGUGGCAUUCUUAAGUCACGAGUCGUCACCUGGGAGCCCUCAGAAGAAUUCAUCAGGAACAACCAUGUCAUCAACACCCCUCUUCAGACCAUGUAUAUCAUGGCAGACCUGGGGCCCUAUGGAAAGCUUGGCUAUAAGAAGCAUGAACAUGUCCUCUGUACUCUGAAGGUGGACAGCAAUGGAGUGAUCACAGUAAAACCUGACUUCACUGGCUCCAAAGGGCCCUACAGAAUCGAGACAGAGGGGGAGAAGCAGGAGCUGUGGAAGUAUACGAUUGACAACGUGAGUUCCUUCGCCCAGCCUGAGGAGGAGGAGCGGGAACAGCGCGUCUUCAAGGACCUCUAUGGCCGGCACAAGGAGUAUCUCAACAGCCUCGUGGGCACUGACUUUGAGGCGACCGUACCAGGUGCCCUCCGGCUGUUUGUGAAUGGAGAGGUGGUUUCAGCCCAGGGCUAUGAGUAUGACAACCUGUACGUCCACUUCUUUGUGGAAUUGCCAACUUCUAACUGGUCAAGCCCAGCGUUCCAGCAGCUCUCAGGAAUAACACAGACCUGUGCCACCAAGUCCCGGGGGAUGGAUAACGUGGCCUACUUCUCCUACCCUUUCACGUUCGAGGCCUCCUUCCUCCACGAGGAUGAAUCUGUCGGUGCGCUCCCAGAGUGGCCCGUGCUCUACUGCGAGGUCCUCUCGCUGGACUUCUGGCAGCGGUACCGCGUGGAAGGCUACGGGGCUGUGGUGCUGCCCACCACCCCAGGCUCUCACACCCUGACGGUCUCCACCUGGAGGCCCCUGGAGCUCAGCCCGGUGGCUGAACUGCGGAGGUUUUUCAUUGGUGGCUCUCUGGAACUGGAGGACCUCUCCUACGUGUGGAUACCAGGAACCUUCAAGGGGGAGCGUCUGAGCCGCUUCGGACUCCGCGCUGAGACCACAGGCAGCGUCACUUUCCGCCUGCACUGUCUGCAGCAGUCCCGGGCCUUCAUGGAGUCAAGUUCCCUCCGGAAGAGGAUGCGGAGUGUGUUGGACCGUCUGGAGGGAUUCAGCCAGCAGAGUUCCAUUCAUAAUGUUCUGGAGGCCUUCCGGCGAGCCCGGCGCCGUAUGCAGGAGGCCCGAGAAAGCCUCCCCCAGGAUCUUGUGAGCCCCUCAGAGACCUCGGUCUCCUAGCUCGCUGCAGCCCUGGCCUCUGCGAUAAGUGAUACCCACCACGGCCCGGGCCCUACCACCUCUUCAUCUUUCUGGUUAGAGACCCCGCUGACUUGCUGAUAACCAGAGGAGCUGAGAAUCCUGACCCCCCACCUGCUCUUCAGCUGCCAAAUGGCAACAAAGCCAGAGACCCUGUGGCCCACAGGUGGUCCCCUCUUGAUGUGUCAGCCCCUGCACACGCCCCUCACAAAAGGACAGGUGUUUGGGGGUAAGGCCAGAGUUACUUCUGUCCUUGGCACCGCCUGCUCUCUGGCCUGUCUCUUGGUCUCGGGGGCAGAGCGCAGCGGUCUGUCCUGCUCUGCACCUGCUGCACACUUGGGGCCCGAGAGAGAAGGCAGCCAAGGGAGCUCUCCCAUUCCCAGCCCGGGAGCCCAGCCUCCUCUUCCCGCCGGGGGCUGGCUGCCAGCGUAAAUGAAGGCUGAAGGCAAUGUCCAGUCCUUUCUGCUAGCUGGCUAGUGGCUUUUAUUGUGUUUUUUGUACAUAAAAAGAUUUUCUACCAUCUGA